This is a messenger RNA of Physeter macrocephalus (sperm whale), 1764 nucleotides long. It is a transcript of the gene GPRIN2, whose product is annotated as G protein regulated inducer of neurite outgrowth 2. Lineage: Eukaryota; Metazoa; Chordata; Mammalia; Artiodactyla; Physeteridae. The coding region runs from base 21 to 1385 and encodes 454 amino acids. The record is from RefSeq and is a predicted model, not a curated record. Gene Ontology annotation, biological process: neuron projection development. The transcript has 2 exons. Gene Ontology annotation, cellular component: plasma membrane.
UGAGCAAAUGCCGAGCAGCCAUGAGAUCCAGCCGCCCUGAGCGGGGUGCCCAGGAACCCCUCAGUCCCUGCCCUCAGCCCCUGUCCUGGAGCUCCUCCAGCCUGCUGGGCGAAGGCCGGGGGCAGAGGCCGGAGCUCCACAAGAGUGCCAGCAGCACUGUAUGGCAGACCCAGCCGGGCGAGGCCAGCACGGGUGCCCAGGUCGCGGAGGAGGAAGGGCGCCAGGCUGAGAGCGAGGAGCAGGCAGGGGCCUCCAGCCCCCGGCCACAGCCCCGGGCCGGGGGCCACUGGCGGAGCAGCACCGUGGGCAACGUAUCCACCGUGGGCUGUGGGGACCUGUGCUGCCUGCAGGACCCCAGCGCCGCCGCUGUGCGGAGAAGCCACUCGGACCUGGUCUGUAGCGCCCAGACCUGGGGCCACAGCAGCGCCCGAAAGGCCAGCCUCAGCUGCUCGGCCCUGGGCAGCUCGCCUGUCCACAGAGCUCAGCUGCAGCCCAGCAGCACUUCUGGCCAGGGUGGCCAAGCCCCCGCAGGCCUGGAAAGGGACCUGGCUCUGGAGGAUGAGACUUCAAACUCAGCCUGGACACUGGAGGAGAGUCAGGUGUGGGUGCCGCCACCUGACCUGGGGGGCACAAUGACCCACAGCAGCAGCCUCAAAGCCACUGGGCAGUCGGCCACCACCUCCUGCCAUGCUCUGCCCCCAGCAGCCCUACUCUGUGGCAUGAGGGAGGUGGGGGCCAGCAGCUGCUGCCAUGGCUUGCCUGCCCCAGGGAUCCUGGCCUUUCCUAAACUAGUGGCAUCAGUGAGUGAAUCUGGACUGCAGGCUCAGCAUGGGGUGAAGUUCCAGUGUAGGUUGCCUUCGGGGCUUCCUGGGCAUUCCCACGGCUGUGCAUACCCUUGGGGUCCCACCGGGUUAGCUAUGGAGGCUGCCGCCAGGACCAAGGAUAUGUGGACCAUGACCUCAGCGAGUGACUUGGCCCCCAUCUUGGCAUCACCUCCGUCAGCCCAGGAUGCUGGUGUGCAAGCGGCCCCCAAGGCAGUCUGCAAAGCUGUGGCCACCAGCCCGCCUCUGGAGGCCCCUGUGGCCCUGCACACAUUCCCAGAGCUGACUCUGGGGUCCAGCCUGGAGGAGGUGCCAUCUCCUGUGCGGGACGUGCGAUGGGAUGCUGAGGGCAUGACAUGGGAGGUGUAUGGAGCUGCAGUGGACCCUGAGGUACUCGGCCUGGCCAUCCAGAAGCACCUGGAGAUGCAGUUUGAGCAGCUGCAGCGGGCCCCUGCCAGCGAGAACAGCCUGUCUGUGGAGGGCCGGAGGGGGCCACUUCGAGCUGUUAUGCAGUCCCUGCAGUGCCCCAGCUGCUGCGGCUGCUCCAGUGCAGCCCCUGAGUAAGGAGCUGCAGGCCCAGGAGCUGCCCUGGGCCCAUGGACUCAGCCCCAGGGACAGUAGGGGCCCUGUGCCCUUUGGACCCACUGGCACCCAUGCACGUGUCUCUGUUCUCGGUUGUCUGCAGACCACAGGACUGCAGCCUGGGGGCUUCCUGCCCCCUGCAGCUGGGCUAGUUUUUAAGGGCUUGAUUUCCAAGAGCCACAUCUGCACCUCCGGCUCUGAACUCUGGUACAGUUUCAACACUGUGCGUAAGGGGGAUCCUGACUUUUCUGUCAAAACCCUCGACCUUCUGUUCAGUCUCUCCUCAGAACUCUGCCGUGAUUUCCCCAGGCCUCUUGAUGGCUUUAUUUUCAUAGCAGUGCUGAGAUACAACGAAUUCCUG